AUCUCGGGUGACCUCAGCUGGAAUACGCACUUUGAAAGUGUAUAUAAUUAUGCAUAUAGAAAACUUUGUUUUAUGAGGCGAUCUUCAAGAGGGACGAAUUCCGAUAUCCGGACCAACGUUUAUAUAACUCUAGCGCGCCCAACAUUGGAAUAUGCAUCGAUAAUAUGGGACCCCCACGCACAAACUCAAAUAAAUAAAGUGAAGCGCAUUCAAAGGCUAGCAACAAGGUUCAUUUUUCCUAAAUACGAUAGGCCCGAGUCUGUUCCGGCAUUGUUGAGGGAAGCGCGAUUAUCCUUUUUAGAGCCAAGACGAAGAAUUGCGCGGCUGAGGUUUUUAUAUUUGCUGUAUUUUAAGUAUCCCCAUAAUGACACGCAAAAUUAUAUCAGAUCUGGAAGAUGGUCUCGACGACUAAACAACGAAUUGUCAGUUGACCCUUUUAUGCCCAAUAUUGAUAUUUUUAAAUAUCCGUUACUUGUAAAACCAAUUGAAGAAUGGAGCAGAUUACCCUCCUAG
This is a messenger RNA of Ixodes scapularis (black-legged tick), 513 nucleotides long. RefSeq lists its product as uncharacterized. The annotation marks the transcript as partial. The transcript has a single exon. NCBI's taxonomy places the organism in Eukaryota, Metazoa, Arthropoda, Arachnida, Ixodida, Ixodidae. The record is from RefSeq and is a predicted model, not a curated record.